Molecule: messenger RNA, 696 nt
Organism: Lentinula edodes (shiitake mushroom)
Lineage: Eukaryota; Fungi; Basidiomycota; Agaricomycetes; Agaricales; Omphalotaceae
Exons: 4
Coding region: 1-696 (231 amino acids)
Source: RefSeq, a predicted model, not a curated record
AUGCCUAGACUCUCCUCAACUAUCGCGGUCGCUAUCAUCGCCUUUACUGGCAUAUGCGCUGUCGACGCUUCGAGCCUUACAACCUCGGACGAACGCGUAUAUUCAAGACACUUUGCGCGUCAUCAUCCCGUCCCACGUGCUAGCAACAAGCACGACGUAGCAGUUGCUGGACUCGAGACUAUUGGAAAGACGGCUGUCGCCGGGGCGGAAUUACAAGGGGCUUCAACUUCAGAAUCUCAGAGACGCUCGAAUCCCGACGAAUCGGAAUUUAUGCCUCCACCUAAGAAUGGUCGACUUACACAAACACACACGUUCUUUCGUUUAGUGGGAUUACGCUCACUCCACCAAAGACAUCUCGGAAAAGCAGUUAAAUUAGUAGAGCAUGCAGCGAAAGCUACCGAAGGUGCUGCUGUGGUGGGCACGGCUGCUGAGGGUGCUGAGAGUGCUAAGGAUAGCAAUGAGGGCCGUUCACUGGACCAUGAAUAUGUAUCACUUGGCAAAAGAAAAAAGCCCAAGAAAGCUAAAUCCAAGCCCAAACAUGAGGAACCCAAACAGAAGGAACCCAAACCUGCAAGUGAGGGUACUAACAAGCACGAUGUGGCUGUUGCUGGUUUCCAGGCUGCUGGAGAGGCUGCUGUGGCGGUGGCUGGUGCGCAAGGAUCUUCAGCUUCAACUCCGGACACCUCAUCCCCGUAA